CCAAUCAGAAAUGCGAUUUUUUGUGACGCCCGCCUUUCAACUCGUUCGCGGGAGCUAUCCAGGAAGUAUUUCAAUACCCUUCAGCAGCGAAGAUUUAUGUACUUUUCAUUGUGUUUUGGAUAAUAAUUGAUCAGUUGCCGCUGUUGUAGAUGUUCCCCGUGCUGUUGUUGAAAGUGUAUGGAGGAUUAAGUGGAUAGAUGAGUAAGAUGAAGCUCUGUAGAGCCGAAUACAGAGUAAUUGCAAAGUUCACGGAACAGCUUCGGCCUACGAGGCAAUGUAUGAAGAUGCUGAAGGAACGAUUCCCCAAGUGGACCUGUCCCCGUCUCUGCUGGCUCGUCUGCUGCUGGAGCGAUUCCUGGAGGAGCACCAGGGCUCAAUAUCAUCCAAGCAAGUCCUGAACAGCAUGUUGCGGGAGCCAUCUUUAAUUCCAGAUGUGCAGCUGGCCAGACAUGUGGAACAGUGCACCAUAAAUGACUGCUGUUAUGGACCGCUGGUCGACUGCAUCAAACAUGCUAUUGGUCAUGAGCAUGAGGAGAUCCUGCGAGAGAAACUCCGAGAGAGGAACCUCUCCUUUGUAGAUGAGAAUCAGCUACGGGCCAAGGGUUAUGACAAGACCCCUGACAUUAUUCUAGAAGUCCCCAUUGCUGUCGAAGGCCACAUUGUCCACUGGAUUGAGAGCAAGGCCUCAUUUGGGGAUGAGCACAGUCAUCGUACUUAUCUAAACGAGCAGUUCUGGAGUUACUGGAACAGGUUUGGCCCGGGUCUGGUCAUCUACUGGUAUGGCUUUAUAGCAGAACUGGACUGCCAGCGGGACCGAGGGAUCCUUCUCAAAGACUGUUUCCCCUCAGACAUCGUGACUCUGGGCCAUAGCCCAGACCGGUGCUGACGCUAUAGCUAAGGGUUAUACUGAGGCUGAGGGAGUGUGGGGUCACAGGGCAUUUGCUGGUGGACAUGUGAAUCCGGAAGUAAUCUAGUUUUCCUGCUGCGCGCAACUAUUGGCAAACAUCUGCCCUGAACUCCAGCUGAACUCCCAGGGUUCACAGUUGGAAUCGUACCUCUGUUCAAAAUCACGCCGGGGAGCCUGGAAUCCUGGACUGGACCUGGACCUCCUGGUCCUUCAGGAAGGAGGAGACCUCUUAUCAUAGCCCUUUUCCUCAUCAUUCUGCCCCUGCGCAAACUCGUGAGACCAGCACAGAGGUCAUCCCCAUUAUCAACGUGUAUGUUCUUCAUUUUCUCUCUUUGUCUCUGAUAAGGGUGUGGUCCCAUUUGGAGCUCUGUGUGAUGACCUUUCCUUCUGUUUUUUUAUUUGGGACAUUUCACAGGUUUGCCAAGUGGUUUUGAGUAAUGGUGAUAUUCAAGCUUUUGGUUUUUACCUUUUGUCUUUCACAUGACUGUUAAACUUGCCUUAAAAACAAUAAAGUCAAAUAACCUGGAAUUUGUGCUUAGUACUCUGUGGAAAAAAAAAUAGAAAGUCUGGUCAGGUUUAUCAAGUAAGCCAAGGUUGAUCAAAUUUGUAAAGAAAAAUUACUGUACAUAGUUAAAAAAAACAAACAAAAAAAAACAAUCUCCCUAGACUGUAGGGGAACACAGGUUGGCGUUCCACAAGACUCCUUCUGCAUGCUGUCUGGAUGAAAGACGAGAGUGGGGCCUCGGAGCUGCAGUACCAUGGUGAGAUAUGAGCGAGAUCAAGAGCUUCCCCUCCCUGUACUCAGUGUUAAUCAGGCCCAGACCUGUUAUG
Messenger RNA from Ictalurus furcatus (blue catfish), 1738 nucleotides. It is a transcript of the gene cdin1, whose product is annotated as CDAN1 interacting nuclease 1. The record is from RefSeq and is a predicted model, not a curated record. Gene Ontology annotation, cellular component: cytoplasm; nucleus. The transcript has 9 exons. NCBI's taxonomy places the organism in Eukaryota, Metazoa, Chordata, Actinopteri, Siluriformes, Ictaluridae. Gene Ontology annotation, biological process: erythrocyte differentiation. The coding region runs from base 275 to 886 and encodes 203 amino acids.